AUAAACGCUCAACUUUGGCCAUGGGUUUGACAGCACAUGAUCGUCAGCUGAUCAACAGCACCUGGGGCAAACUAUGUGCCAAGACUAUUGGACAAGAGGCCCUUGGACGUCUGCUGUGGACUUAUCCCUGGACCCAAAGAUACUUUAGUUCUUUUGGGAACCUCAACAGUGCUGAUGCCGUCUUCCACAAUGAGGCUGUGGCUGCUCAUGGUGAAAAGGUGGUGACAUCUAUUGGAGAGGCCAUCAAGCACAUGGAUGACAUAAAGGGAUAUUAUGCUCAGCUGAGCAAAUACCACUCAGAGACCCUACAUGUGGAUCCAUUGAACUUCAAGCGCUUCGGUGGCUGCUUGUCUAUUGCCCUGGCUCGCCACUUCCAUGAAGAAUAUACACCUGAGCUACAUGCUGCCUAUGAACAUCUUUUUGAUGCCAUUGCCGACGCCCUUGGCAAGGGUUACCACUAAACCAGCCUCAAGAACACCCGAAUGGAGUCUCUAAGCUACAUAAUACCAACUUACACUUUACAAAAUGUUGUCCCCCAAAAUGUAGCCAUUCGUAUCUGCUCCUAAUAAAAAGAAAGUUUCUUCACA
Messenger RNA from Xenopus laevis (African clawed frog), 587 nucleotides. It is a transcript of the gene hbg1.L, whose product is annotated as hemoglobin subunit gamma 1 L homeolog. Bases 21 to 461 code for a protein of 146 amino acids. The transcript is spliced from 3 exons. Gene Ontology annotation, molecular function: heme binding; haptoglobin binding; oxygen binding. Gene Ontology annotation, cellular component: haptoglobin-hemoglobin complex; blood microparticle; hemoglobin complex. NCBI's taxonomy places the organism in Eukaryota, Metazoa, Chordata, Amphibia, Anura, Pipidae. Gene Ontology annotation, biological process: hydrogen peroxide catabolic process; cellular oxidant detoxification; oxygen transport. The record is from RefSeq and is marked provisional.